GCAAUUCCUUACCGAUUUCUCCUUGCCCAAAGACGAACAGAGACAUGAUUAAUGCUUCCAGCAACACGAAUAUCUAUGAAGUGUUGCAGCUCCUUCUUGUUCUAUUGCAAGCGAUGACUAGCAAUGCCUUUCGAAGCAAUCCACGGUGCGUCGCUUCAUCCUGUGGUGACAUUCGCAAUAUAAGCUACCCAUUUCGAUUGAAGAGUGAUCCAAAGGGAUGCGGAAACCGGAAGAAUGAGCUGGUUUGUGAAGAUAAUCGUACUGUUUUGUACUUCAGUGAUAGUCGAUUAUAUGUGCAGUCUAUCAAUUAUUCCGCUAACCAAAUUAGAUUGGUUGACGAUGGGCUGCAAAAAGAUAACUGCUCGUCUCUCCCCCGUCAUUCAUGGGUGCCGCAAAACUUUGUGAACGAGUUCGAUCCAAAUAAACCGUACUUCAUCUACAACUAUCUUACAUUGGUCAUUGUGAACUGCUCGAAGCAGGUUAGUUCUCCAUCCUACAUCGCUACCGGUCCAUGCAUUGAGGGGUCGUAUUAUUCCAACGCAUCAUCGAAUUACAACUUGUAUGCUUUGGUCAAUCCAAAAGCAUCGGAUGUUAGGGAUUUUUGCACCAUUAGCAGGAGCACGUGGGUAUCGGAUGAUUUUGGGAUUAAUAUUAGCUCCUACAACUACGAGCUAAUCCAUAACAUCAUGGCCGAUGGAUUUGUUCUCUACUUUAAUCUACGGAAGACAGCUUUCUUUUGCUCAGUUGAUUUCUUAUUCUUCUUCGGAGGUCCGGGUUGCAUAUCCAACUGGGAGUACAAUGGCGGUAAGCAGUGGUUGGCAAUGAAAUUUUACCAGAAUUUUGCAUGA
This is a messenger RNA of Syzygium oleosum, 848 nucleotides long. RefSeq lists its product as uncharacterized. The coding region runs from base 45 to 848 and encodes 267 amino acids. Lineage: Eukaryota; Viridiplantae; Streptophyta; Magnoliopsida; Myrtales; Myrtaceae. Gene Ontology annotation, molecular function: polysaccharide binding. The transcript has a single exon. The record is from RefSeq and is a predicted model, not a curated record.